This is a messenger RNA of Cuscuta campestris, 1834 nucleotides long. The record is from the annotation of a GenBank genome assembly. NCBI's taxonomy places the organism in Eukaryota, Viridiplantae, Streptophyta, Magnoliopsida, Solanales, Convolvulaceae.
ACCCCUCAAGACCCUAACUUUUUUUCCUUUACUGGUUUUAGCUCUGGCUCAGUAAAGAUCAUGAACCCUGAAAAGAUUGAACUUUCAUGUGCUUCUGGCCAAGGAACAGAUGCUGUUUUAUCAACCCCUAUGGUUGAGGGGACUUCCUCUGAAGAAAAUAUGAGUGGUAAAAAUGGGAAGAAACCAAACCUAUUCCUAGAGAUACCCACAAGAACAAUGGAUGAUUCGUUACGUCAAGAGUUGGUUCAAAUGAAAUCAUUACCAACUCCAACGCCCACUCCGAAGAAGGUGAAUUUUGCAUUGACACCGAGUCAUGCAGCAGGUCCAAGUGUUCACGGAUCAUCACCCGGCCCGUUAUCAUCCAGAAGCCGGUCAUCCUCUAUAAGGAAUCUGUUACCUAAGUUAAGCUUUAUGCACCGCAGUAGUUCUAAUCCAGAUACUGAGAAAGAUAUUGAUUCUGGUUCUUCAGAGAAGCUAUCAUCCAUAUCAAGGUCUUGGUCUUUCACUAAAAUAUUCACACCGCGCAUAAAGAGGACGUCUUCUUUUCCUGUUGGUCCGAUUGAGUCUGCCCGUGGGGGAAGUACAAGUAACCCUCCAACACCUCAUACCAAAGGAGCACUGAAGUACAUUUCUCGAUCGCUUUCUCUCCCGGUCAACAGCAAGGAGCAGAGCACUCAGAAAGUGGAAUGCUUUUUUCGUGUAAUUCCUUCAACACCUCGCGUGAGAGAUGCAAACUCCAAUGCCUCAGCCACGACAACGGCUCCAACACCCUAUUCUGUAGGAGAUGAGGAAGAAGAGGGUGAAGAUAUACCUGAAGAAGAAGCAGUUUGUCGGAUCUGCUUGGUUGAACUGUGUGAAGGGGGAGAGACACUGAGGAUGGAGUGCAGUUGUAAAGGCGAACUUGCGCUGGCUCACCAAGAAUGCGCCGUUAAAUGGUUUGGGAUUAAAGGCAACAAGACAUGUGACGUGUGCAAGCAAGAGGUCCUUAAUCUCCCUGUUACACUUCUAAAGAUUCAGAGUGUACGCAAUGCCGGUGCAACUAGUAGACUCACUCAGUUGGAAAUAAAUGGACACAGUGUUUGGGAGGAAGUGCCUAUUCUUGUCAUUGUUAGCAUGCUUGCCUACUUUUGUUUUCUUGAGCAGCUAUUGGUUGGGAAAAUGGGUACGGGCGCAAUAGCCAUUUCGUUGCCCUUCUCUUGUGUCCUUAGCCUUGUCGCGUCUAUGACAGCAUCAACCAUGGUGAAAAGAAGAUUCGUAUGGAUUUAUGCAUCGGCUCAGUUUGCACUUGUGGUUAUCCUCAGCCAUAUCUUCUACUCUUUGGUUCAUCUACAAGCGAUUAUGUCGGUUCUUCUGGCAACAUUUGCUGGCAUUGGUGUUGCAAUGAGUGGAAGCUCCAUCGUAGUUGAGUUUUCUAGGUGGAGAAGAAGAAGAAGUCGCGAUGUCUUCAAUCGCCAGCAACAGAAUCCUCAAGUUGUGCUUAACACCCACCAGCUUCCAGACAUAGAAAAUCCAGAAACAUAGUAUCCAGCAGCUCAUACAAGAAGCAAUAUAAUGUUGUUGUACAAUACAGGAAGCAGAUGUUUGGUGUACAGAUGUAUAACUCCAGAUUUAUUCAUUAAACAACUCUUGGAAGUGUCUUUUUUAGAUGAUUUUUUUUGAAGUGAGAAAAUUUGGAGACUAUUUGUCGAUGAGGAUCUUGGAAGCCGAAACCUUUGUACUCCCUCCAUUCCAGAAAACACUUCCCAUUUCGACUUUUUUCGAUCAAACAAUGAUACAUUUUGACUACAAAUUGUGAGAAAUUGAUAUUGAAUUAUAAUAUAAAUUUUAUAUAAUU